Gossypium arboreum is the source of this 975-nucleotide messenger RNA. RefSeq lists its product as uncharacterized. Lineage: Eukaryota; Viridiplantae; Streptophyta; Magnoliopsida; Malvales; Malvaceae. The transcript is spliced from 3 exons. The record is from RefSeq and is a predicted model, not a curated record. Bases 1 to 975 code for a protein of 324 amino acids.
AUGUUGAGCCCUCAAAUUCUUUUCAAGUAUAAGAAAAAGCCCAGAGCUGAUGGGGCAGCUAGAGUAGGGACCCCUGCUGCUGCUAAUUCUGGAUCACAGUUUUGUGCUGGUUGUGGAAAAUGCUAUCAGGGCGAGUGUUGGAAAAAGAUGGGUGCAUAUCUGAGAUGCAGAUCUUUGGAGCACCAUCGGGGUGGUCAGCAGCCACUGAGAGGUGGAAGUCAGGCCAGGGGUGGAAAUGGAAUGGGUCAUAGUCGUGGAGCACCAGGCAGAGGUACUGGUCAUACUGAGGCGAGGCAGUCGGUACUGGUUUACUUCGCACAUCGUGGAGAGGACGGAGAUGCUCCAGAUGUCAUUUCUGGUACAUUCUUUAUCUAUAAUGUACCUUAUAUGGUACUGAUUGAUGUUGAGUCUACACAUUCAUACGUAGCAUGCUCUGCGUAUAAGAUAUUGGGUAUUAUCGUUGAACACACUAUGAGUGAGGUUACUGUUCCAAGUCUGCUAAGGCAGUCCAUUUGGAUAAAUAAGAUGUUUAGAGAUGUUCUCUUGGAGAUAAAAGGAGUUAUUUUUUUGGCCGAUCUUAUGGAGUUUCCUUUCGGAGAAUUUGACCUAAUACUGGGCAUGGAUUGGUUAGAGAAACAUCGGGUAAGCUUGGAUUGUGCCACUAAAUGGGUUGUACUGAGAACUGAGGCAGAUGAAGAGGUAGUGGUAAUUGGGGAACGACAAAACUAUUUGAAUGUUGGAGACUCUUCGGUAAGGGAUAUCAGGACUAUUACAGAUUUUCCAAAUGUCUUUCUUGAAGAGUUACCGGGGUUACCUCCAGAGCGUGAAGUGGAGUUUGGGAUUGAGCUCCUUCCUGGUACAGCUCUAGUGUCCAUCACCCCUUACAGAAUGGCACCGAAGGAGCUGGUGGAGCUUAAAGUCCAAAUUCAAGAGUUAUUAGACCGUGGUUUUAUCCAAACUAGUGUGUCUAUGUAG